CUCUGUCUCUGACACACUCAAACACACGCACACAUAUAUACACGCCCUCCACCCCCAUCGCUGCAGUGUCUCAACUGCCUUGAAGCAAAUAAGAGAGGAUAUAGAACACAGACGUUAAUAAGACAGAGAAAGAGGGCACUGAAAAGACAGAGAUGUACAUGUUUGUGUGUGUGACCCUGUGAAUAUGAAGAAGAUAUGAAGAUGAAGCAGCAGGACUAAAGGUGGAUUGCACAGAGCCUUCUCUCUCUGCAAGGGCUUGUCUGCAGUAUCCUUUGUAAAUGGAUGCUGGCUUGUGAACACGACUCCGAGGCCUUCAGCUGUGUGGGAGAUAUCGCAUCACAGAAGAAGUAGAAAAGAUUUUAUCAAGAAGAUCAAGUGAAACAGGCCAAAUAUUGAGCUGAAGUUGAUUGUUGCAGUAGCUAAACAAGGGAGAAGCAGUGCAAGAGCCAUGUGGGAGGAGAGUGAAGUGGUUUUGCUGUUCACACACACAAAGUCCAAACACUUUCUCCACUGACAAACAUUAUACACUCCUCAGCCCCCCUCCGCAGCUUUUCCUCAGGGGGAGUCCCUGCUAUGAACCCCAGCUCCCUUGGCUUCAGCAGGCAGUCCAACCUCAGUGCCAGGCGCCGUGUGGGCAUCCCACAAGUCUGGGUUCUGCCCACACAGGACUCACAGACUGCCCCUGAACAAAAAGAAUGAAAUACUCCUGAGUCACUCCUCUGUGUGGUGGCUCCCUUUUCUAGAGUUAAAUUGGUCUGCUGUGAUUUUUUUGUCUGGCACCUCUAUAGAAAGCUCCACACUGUAGUGAACACCCCCCUACAACUCUGCCAUACCCCACUUGGAAACCAAUUUAUUAUAAUUUGGUUCCCCAUCAAGCAGAAGCACGAGUUCGUUUGUGUUUAGCACGUGGUGGAGGACCAUGGGAUGCCGUCAGAGCUCGGAGGAGAAGGAGGCUGCUCGGCGCUCACGGCGAAUUGACCGCCAUUUGCGCUCAGAGAGUCAGCGGCAGCGGCGUGAAAUUAAACUUCUGUUGUUGGGCACCAGCAACUCCGGCAAGAGCACCAUCGUCAAACAGAUGAAGAUCAUUCACAGCGGAGGCUUUAAUCUGGAGGCCUGCAAGGAGUACAAGCCCCUCAUCCUGUACAAUGCCAUCGACUCUCUCACACGCAUUAUCCGCGCCCUCACCACUCUCAAAAUCGACUUUCACAAUCCUGAUCGCGCCUAUGAUGCUGUUCAGCUCUUUGCUCUCACAGGGCCAGCUGAGAGCAAGGGAGAGAUCACACCAGAAUUACUAGGGGUCAUGAAACGUCUGUGGGCAGAUUCAGGGGUCCAGGAGUGUUUUCAACGAUCCAACGAGUACCACUUAGAGGACAACACUGCCUACUACCUGAACGACCUGGACCGUAUCUCUGCACCUGAGUACAUCCCUACUGUAGAGGACAUCCUUCGAUCCCGUGACAUGACCACUGGCAUUGUGGAGAAUAAGUUCACCUUCAAGGAGCUCACUUUCAAGAUGGUAGAUGUGGGUGGACAGCGCUCAGAGCGAAAGAAGUGGAUCCACUGUUUUGAGGGCGUGACUGCAAUCAUUUUCUGUGUCGAGUUAAGCGGUUAUGACCUCAAACUUUAUGAGGACAACCAGACGAGCCGUAUGGCAGAGAGCUUGCGCCUGUUUGACUCCAUCUGCAACAACAACUGGUUCACUAACACAUCGCUCAUCCUCUUCCUCAACAAGAAGGACCUGUUGGCUGAGAAGAUCAAACGUAUUCCUCUAACAGUGUGCUUCCCUGACUACAAAGGUCAAAACACCUAUGAAGAGGCAGCUGUCUAUGUGCAACGGCAGUUUGAGGACCUCAACCGCAACAAGGAGACCAAGGAGAUCUAUUCGCACUUCACCUGUGCCACUGACACCAGCAACAUCCAGUUUGUGUUCGACGCUGUCACGGACGUGAUCAUCCAGAACAAUCUCAAGUACAUUGGGUUGUGCUAGGACCUGACAUUGGGUUGGGGGGGUGGGGGGUAAUGCGGGCUGCUUGCCAGCAGUUGGCCCGCCAACAGGCUGGAUAAACAUAAGGCAUGUCAGUUUGCCUGAUGGUUUAUCUCCUUGAGGAGGUGCAACAGUGAACUGCAAAGGAAUGAGGUAGAGAUGUGGUCAGCAUGGACAAUACUGUAGAUCCAACAAAUGGAGACGGUCCAUGGUCAAGAUGGGAAUUUACCCCAAUAUGUUUGCACUGAAUAUGAGUAUGCAGAGACACCCAAACACAUGCACACACAAACACACACAAAUUUCUGUUUGCUCACACACAAGAUCUCUGGAUCAACAGUAAAGCACUUGUUUGACAAGGCAACACUGGAAAUUUUAGACAGCUAUCCCUACCUGCCUGCCAAACCAGAGACUGAGUAGUAGGUCUUUACUGGUGGUUUCCAGUUACUUUUGUCUCCUUUAUUUUAUUUGCCUGAGUCAAUUAAUGCUGCAUUACAAGAAGAAUUCUGACAAAAUCAAUGUUCUCUUUUGGAUUUUCACCGUAACAAUGGUAAACAGUGAGUGCACCUGAUGUGAUGUGGAGAGAGCCUGUAUGCCUGGGAAAAAAAAUAAUUGUCAAUAGACAUGAUGUCACAGGGCUUCUGCCUGAAAGAGGAAACUGCCACAGUCUAAAACCGAAGUGAAUUUUUUUUUUUUCUACAUACUAUUUCUUUUCCCCCAUAGUCAAAUGUCUAAUCUUAUUCUUUUUCCCUCUGGUUUUCUUUGUUUUUGUGCUUAAAAAACAAUUUCUCUAAAACCUGUCUUUUGUAGCAGGUCACUGACUUCUAGUACCAUAAGAGUGUUAUACUCAGCAGAGUCAAAAGUAUUCUUAAUGAUCAUUCCAGUUUCCAUCAAGAGACAACAAAAACAGUGCCAAGAUCAGAUUGUAAAUAAAAACAGAUCCCAUCCAUUAUGUUAUUUUUUCUGUUUUUAUGGACAAAUACAUUCAAACAUGCAUGAUUUUGUUACUUUGGGAUACUAAUAUAUUUUAUUUGGGAUUAUGUUUCUCUUUUCUUAGGUUUAAAUAAUAUAUUCCCAAAAAUAUAUAUAAAAGUCAAACACUGUGUACGAUUGUACAGUUGUCAGAGAGGAAUAUAUUGAAAAGAGUUAUAUCAAUAUAAUAAUGGUGAUGAUGAUGUUAUGAUGAGAAUAAUGAAGAUGACAAUGAUGAUGAUGAUGAUGAUGAUGAUGAUGAUGAUGACUGUGGUGAUAAUGACUUGUUGACAAGGAAAACAACGUUAGUAUGAGAUGAUGUGGCUCAAAGGAGAACAAGACUGUAGAAAACAUGAAAAUGAAAAAGCAAACCUUCAAUCUUCCUUGCAUCAUCUAAGUGGAAAAUUGUUAAAGUCAGUCAGUAUGAUGUGUAAAUAUACUGUAAGGUACACUCUGUUCAAACAAAUGAAAAUAAAGGUUGAGUUGGCAUACUAUAAGUGACAUACAGAUAGAGUGUGAGAGAGAGAGAGAGAGAGAGCGAGAGAAAGAGAGAGAGGGAGAGAGAGAGAAGGAGGGAAAACCUGACUCCACUCCUCCUCUUACCCUUUCUUUUCAGUGAAGAGAGUGAUUUGCAAACAACUCAGCUAAGGGCUUUAGGCUUGACUUUACAGGAUGUCCACUUCAACAAAAGACAAAACAAUUUAAAAAGAAAUAUAAAAAGGACAAUAACUAUGAAUAAAACAAUUUAUGCAAAUUUCUAUGGUGUAGUAAAUGUGUUUUUGGGUGGUGGUUGUGUCAAAUGUGCUUUACAUUUGUUUGAGAUGUUCAUAAUUGAUGACCUGCUCUGUGGUUUAAAAAGAAGUUGCAGCCCUUAAAACCACUAAUCGUGCUGCAUCAAAAUAUUUGCCACUUGGAAUGGAACAUACUGUCCAAAAUCAUCGCCUCUAUCUUCAGUAUCCAAGAUCAUGACAUAAUAAGUGUUUGUCCUCACCAUACAAUGUAGCCACUGGGGCAAGAAUAAUCUGAACAUAAAGUAUGCAAUUAAAAUAUUCCUGAAUGAACUUGGCCUAUGUGUGAAGCGGGUACAGUGUACGUCCAGAUUCCACUCUAAUUAGUGUCUAAACCUUUCCUGACCAAAAAUGUUUGCUGGAGCAGACACAGUUUAGCAAUUAAAGAGUUAAAUAUACAAAUUAGAUUUAGUCUUAACUAAAUUUUGGCAGUGACUGUGCUUUUGGCAAACUUUAACCACUGUAUAAAAACUGAAUAGGUGUUAGAAGAGCACUUAACAUGCUCUAAAAAUCUGGUUUUUCAGUAAAGACAAGAGUCCUCAGAAUCUUCUGAGAAAUAUUCAUGUUUGACAGGAAAUGAUGCAAUGGCUUGAAUCAAAUCUGAAUGGGCUCAAACAAGGUUCAGUAUGAUUGUAAAAUCUGCAAAAAUCCUCCUAAGAAAUUUGCUCACUAUUUAUAUUUGUGAGAAAAGUGAGCUAAGAUCACAGUUAGUAUGUGAACGAUAAGAUAAAGAAUAAGUUUUGGCCGAGCUUUCACAGGU
Molecule: messenger RNA, 4501 nt
Organism: Sphaeramia orbicularis (orbiculate cardinalfish)
Lineage: Eukaryota; Metazoa; Chordata; Actinopteri; Kurtiformes; Apogonidae
Gene: gnaz
Product: guanine nucleotide binding protein (G protein), alpha z polypeptide
Exons: 3
Coding region: 920-1987 (355 amino acids)
Biological process (GO): adenylate cyclase-modulating G protein-coupled receptor signaling pathway
Cellular component (GO): cytoplasm; heterotrimeric G-protein complex
Molecular function (GO): G protein-coupled receptor binding; GTPase activity; GTP binding
Source: RefSeq, a predicted model, not a curated record